Asparagus officinalis (garden asparagus) is the source of this 1631-nucleotide messenger RNA. RefSeq names its product probable indole-3-pyruvate monooxygenase YUCCA3. NCBI's taxonomy places the organism in Eukaryota, Viridiplantae, Streptophyta, Magnoliopsida, Asparagales, Asparagaceae. The transcript has 3 exons. Bases 1 to 1224 code for a protein of 407 amino acids. Gene Ontology annotation, molecular function: NADP binding; N,N-dimethylaniline monooxygenase activity; flavin adenine dinucleotide binding. The record is from RefSeq and is a predicted model, not a curated record.
AUGGGCCGUUGCAUUUGGGUGAACGGCCCACUAAUCAUCGGUGCGGGCCCAUCAGGCCUCACCGUCGCCGCCUGCUUAAAACAACAGAACGUCCCCUUCGUCAUCCUCGAGCGCUCAAACUGCAUUGCCUCUUUCUGGCAGAGCCACACUUACGACCGCCUGAAACUCCACUUACCCAAAAAAUUCUGCCAGUUACCCGACUUCCCAUUUCCUGCACAUUACCCAGAAUACCCCUCAAAAGACCAGUUCAUCAGGUAUCUAGAGUCCUACGCUCUGAAAUUCGAGAUCAAGCCGCAGUUCAAGGAGACAGUGGAAUCCGCCAGGUACGGGGAUGGGAUUUGGAGGGUGAGGGUGCGGAAGGAGACUGAAGAAGUUGAGUAUGUUUGUCAGUGGAUUGUUGUGGCGAGUGGAGAGAACGCGGAGAGCUCGGUUCCUGAAUUUGAAGGGAUUGAGGAUUUUGAGGGGAUGAAGAUUCAUGCUUCUGAUUAUAAAAAUGGUGAGGGGUUUGGAGGGAAGAAGGUUUUGGUUGUGGGCUGUGGAAAUUCUGGGAUGGAGGUUUGCUUGGAUCUUUGCAUCAAUGGUGCUCUGCCUUCAAUGGUGGUUCGAGAUUCGGUUCAUGUUCUGCCGCGGGAAAUCUUUGGUAAGUCCACUUUCGAGCUGUCGGUUACACUAAUGAAGUGGCUUCCGGUGAGGCUAGUAGACAAGAUCUUGCUUACUCUGGCUAGGGUUGUGCUCGGAGAUUUGGAGAAGUACGGGCUUAAGCGGCCAAAAACCGGCCCAUUGGAGCUCAAGAACACAAGAGGGAAGACCCCUGUUUUGGAUAUUGGAACUCUGGAGAGGAUCAAGUCAAGGGAGAUCAAGGUUGUGCCUGGAAUCAAGAAGUUCUUCCCUGGCAGAGUUGAGCUCAUUGAUGGUCGGGUGAUUGAUGUUGAUUCGGUUAUUUUCGCCACCGGUUAUUGCAGCAAUGUCCUUUCUUGGUUGCAGGGAAGUGAUUUUUUCAACAAAGAUGGAUUCCCAAAGGAAAAGUUUCCAAAUGGAUGGAAAGGGAAGUCAGGGUUGUAUGCAGUUGGGUUUACAAGGAGAGGGCUCUCUGGCGCUUCUUUGGAUGCAGUGAGAGUAGCAGAGGACAUUAGCAAAGUUUGGAAGGAGGAGACUGUUGCAGCGGGGGGCUUCACAGACACAGAAAAUAUCUAUACAAGAGUGGAGAACAACAACACUGAAUAAACAUAGUGAAGACAAAGAGAACAACACACAAGCAUUUAACAUGGUUCCGUCAGUAUGACCUACAUCCACAGGCGAGAACAGUAGAGAACUUUACUAAUUACAAAAGAGAAUAUUACAUAGGGAGAUCACUCUAAUGUCUCACUAAACUCACACAAAGAAGAGAACACUCAAAGAAAAUUCUCUUUUUCUUUUCUCUUCAAAUCUCUUUUUCUUCUCUUUGUUCUGAAUUUCUGUUCGAUGCUCUAACCCUUCACCACUCUCCUCUAUUGAUAGCCUUCAAAUAACAAAUCUCCACAUUGACUUUGAAUAUGAAGAUCUUCUCUUCACUCUUGUUGUCUCGCUAAAAGCCCCUUACGGGCUUAACCUCCGAUUUGUUGAACUCCAAGCAAUUCAAGACAAUGCUCGAA